Branchiostoma floridae (Florida lancelet) is the source of this 1703-nucleotide messenger RNA. Its product is annotated as tRNA-uridine aminocarboxypropyltransferase 1-like. The transcript is spliced from 5 exons. Bases 164 to 1087 code for a protein of 307 amino acids. Gene Ontology annotation, molecular function: tRNA-uridine aminocarboxypropyltransferase activity. Lineage: Eukaryota; Metazoa; Chordata; Leptocardii; Amphioxiformes; Branchiostomatidae. Gene Ontology annotation, biological process: tRNA modification. Gene Ontology annotation, cellular component: nucleus. The record is from RefSeq and is a predicted model, not a curated record.
ACGUGUCGUUUAGCUUAAUUUCGCUAGAGGGCGUUAUUUCAAUAUCUACUGAGCUGGGUACUUGUAAAUCGUAUGUCCAGCUGUGUCCCUUGUUUCAAACGUCUCAAAACCAUUGCAGCGUGUUCAGAGCAAUUGCAACAAGUAGCGGAAAGUCGCUCCUAGGAUGGCUGGUGGUGAGGACCCCUUUGGGUGUCUGAAGUUGGCGUCUCAGGAGUGCCUGAAUUCCCUGGACCGGCGGACGGUGUGUCCAAAGUGUCAACAGUCAAGGAAGUACUUCUGCUACACGUGCUACGUGCUGGUGGCUGAGUUAGAGGGGAAGGUCCCUAAAGUUAAGUUGCCCUUCAAAGUAGACAUCAUUAAGCACCCUAAGGAGGUGGACGGUAAGAGCACGGCCGCGCACGCCGCCAUUAUCGCUCCGGAGGACGUCCGCAUCUACACCUAUCCCAUCAUUCCUGAGUUCUCUGAUCCCAGUAAGGUGGUCAUCGUUUUCCCUGGGUUGAAUGCUCUCUCCCUGGAGGAUCUCAGCAAAAAGCAACAUGGACUAUUAAAGGGGAAGGACAAACCCCAGAACACAGAAAAAACACAGACAAUAACACCAGAAAGCACAGAUACAGAAAACGGCAGAGAAGAAAAGCAGGAUAAUACGGCAGCACAGGAAGAGGAUGUUGAGAAACAGAGCGGUGAAGUUCGAGAGCCACCGCUGAAAAAGCAGCGUACAGAGGAGCGAGUAUCUGCGCCGUUUGAGCGUGUGAUCUUUAUUGACAGCACGUGGAACCAAACACACAGGAUAUUCACGACGAACGACUCAAAGGUAAAAGCACAGAUUGAUGCCUUGUUAAGUCUCCAGUGUGUUAUCCUGAAGAACCACAUCACACACUUCUGGCGCCACCAGCGCGACAAACCGGACACCUUUCUCGCCACGGUGGAAGCCAUCUACUAUUUCCUGCGGGAGUUUCACGACAUCUUCGUCGGCGUGGUGUACGAUGGUAGAUACGACAACCUGCUGUACUUUUUCUCCUUCAUGUUCCAGAUAGUCCAGAAAAGCAAGCAGGAGAAAGGCAGACUAAAGGAUAACAAAGAUCCUUAGAUUUGUCAUGGUAGCUCAUCUGUGUUGGUAGUUAUCAUGGUACAAUGCUUUCUUUCAACACAAAGGUAUAUACGGAUCGAAUUUUCAACGACCACUGUCACCUUCUUCAGGAUCAAUACUGAUGACCAAUCACUUCAGGAAGUAAACUCAUGAGAGUUACGGACACGUGAUCUCAUUAUCACAUGAUCUUGCAGAUAAAAGGCAGACUAAAGGAGACUUGAGAAAUUAAUCUUUUUUAAGUUAUGUAGGCCUCAGACAGAAAUUUGCUUGCUGGAACGAAAAAAUCUUAACCCUUCCCUCCGACAAAUCUGAACUUCAUGACUUGAAACUGUCAGAACUACAUAUUGAUCUGAAACAAGGAAGGAAUGGGAUGGAAAAAUAUAUAAAGCCGGAGACCGCCCUAGACUACAGAUGUUUGUAAAAGUUGUUCUGAUUUGUACAAAGCCUCAUUUUCAAGCAAUGAGAUGUGUAGGAAUUUCAUUUUGUAAUUUGGAACGUGAUCAUAAAUGACCUCCUCAAACUUUUAGCUCCUCCAGCACAUGUACAGAUCGCUUACCUCCCAUUCGACCAUUCCUUUUUAUUUCUUUUAGUCGUAGCUUUAGAUAGAUUCUAAUGU